This is a messenger RNA of Entrophospora candida, 185 nucleotides long. The record is from the annotation of a GenBank genome assembly. Lineage: Eukaryota; Fungi; Glomeromycota; Glomeromycetes; Entrophosporales; Entrophosporaceae.
AUGACGGAACACUAAAUCAAGAAGAAUCUAUUAGACUAAGGGAAGAUGGUUCAUAUUUAUUAGCUAAUAACGUAAGAAUAUCUCUUGAUAAUGUCAUUCGAAAUCCGGGGCAAUCAGAAAAUCAAACAGUAGGAGAAAUAGAAUUAACAUUGGUAUUCAUUAGUAGUGAACCAGGAACCUUCUAA